Molecule: messenger RNA, 6400 nt
Organism: Arvicola amphibius (Eurasian water vole)
Lineage: Eukaryota; Metazoa; Chordata; Mammalia; Rodentia; Cricetidae
Gene: Tprkb
Product: TP53RK binding protein
Exons: 4
Coding region: 5636-6163 (175 amino acids)
Biological process (GO): telomere maintenance via recombination; tRNA threonylcarbamoyladenosine modification
Cellular component (GO): cytosol; EKC/KEOPS complex; nucleus
Source: RefSeq, a predicted model, not a curated record
UCCGCCUGCGCGAAUGGCAGCUCUUUCUUCGCCGUCACAGCUUUGUUGGCGUUAUGUGCAUCUCCUGUCGCCAGUGUUUGUCGCGAUCCCUCCCAGGCCUCGGGUGGAGAGCCAUGUAACUUUAGAAUCGCCGGUCGUGCGGGAAGGCCGCUCGAUUCCUCGCUCCUGGGCGCCCCCUGCAGGCGGUGUCCGAGGCUAAUGCAGGAGGAGCCGCGUGCGUACCGGGAAGCCCCGGAGAGGCCCCAGCACUGGGAGGGACCUCGUGGGAGAACUGCCCGGCGGUGCCCUGGACAGGGACCUUGUCGGGAGGGACCGAAGAAGGAUGACCCGAAGACAGGGACACCCCGUUGGGAAAUCUGGCCCCUGAAAAGUGUGGCAGGACAUCGGGCGGGGGAGGAGUCAAGCAAGGUCCAGAAGCUACCUAUGGAAACCGGUGCCAUAAAGUUAGGGCUUUUGCUUCAGCCCUGAUUCCUCCUGAAGGACCCUGUGACCAUCCUGAUAGGCUAGGAUUUUAUUACUGGUGAGCAGGCCCUUGAUGAGAACGCUCUUGUGGUGAAUCAGAAUUCUGUUUGGACGUAGAGUCAGCACUCAGGCACUCGACCUUGUGUAUAGAGAGGCAUCUAUAUUGAACUACCUUCUGUUGCUAAUACUACAGUUUUACUAAUACCUCAUGGCACGGUGAGGUGUUUUGUUGUUCGUUUUGUUUUUUGGGGCAGGGUCUCUCUGGAACUUAAGUCUGUAGACCAAGCUGGCCUGGAACUCAGAGAUCUGCCUGCCUCCUAGUCAGGGCUCAGGUUAGAAGGCUAGGAAAACUUGCAUUCAUAAUAGAAUCGCUCUGAAGAUAUAAACCAUUAUUUUGAUAAUAAUAUUACUGGGGUUAAAGAAUUUUUGAGUGCAAAGUCCUAAUUGCUCUGGAGAUAAAUCAUUAACUUUAUAGUCACGAGGGGAUUAAUGAUUUUUGACAUCUUCUGAAGUCUCCACAUGGCCCCACUUUUUAAGCUCUCACAGUGGGAGCUGAUUUCAAUAUGAAUUUUACAGGCGUCAAACCAGAUCAAUAUUAAGUGAUGAUUCCAUGUUUCUGGCCUAAGUGACUCUUACACUAAACCAGAACAGACUAUUCUGAGUUCUUCUCCCUUACUGUGAGAAAUCAGGCCAGGGUUUGAUUCCCAAUGUCCACAUUGCAGUUCACAAAAGUCUGUUAUUCUAGUUGCAUUGAAUCCUUUCCUCUGGCUGCUACAGGUACCAGGCAAGAAUCCAGUGUACAGACAUAUGUGCAGGCAAACACUCGAGAUAAACGGUUUUGUGAAAUGGAUAUUUAAACAGGGAACAUCAUUUUCCCCUGAUUAUAUGUACUUAGGUUUUGUUUGAUGACUGUAGAAAGUUCAUAACAUGUACAACAUAAUAUUUUAAGAACAUAAUAAAAAUCACUUCAGAAAGUGACAGGACAGCUUUUAGAAGUGGUUUCUGUUACCAAAUACUAGAAACUGUCAAGUUCUGUUAACUAGCUGUGCUGUCCUCAGCACCAGUAAGCUGCUUCAGGAAGUGAACCGUUCAGUGUAAAUAGAAGUAACAUUUUAGGUUUUGUUGUUUUAGUUGUGGGCCUAGAUUUGCUGGCUGAGCCAUGUUUCAUGUUUUUUAAUGGCAGCCAUUUUUAUAUUUUGGGUUUUAUUCUAGAUGCUCACUAUAGCUUUGUUUUUGUUUUUGAAACAAGGUCUUACCGUGUAGCUCUAACUGUCCUGGAACUCUCUGUAGACCAGGCUGACCUCAAACCCACACAGAUUCAUCUGCCUCUGCCUUCUAAGAGCUGGGGUAAAAGGCGUGUGCCAACAUGCCUAGCUGAUGAUGCUCACCAUAGUUAAGACAACAGUUGAUACACAUAAGUGAAGAUAGUUGAAUUUUAAUGAUAAUCAUGGUAAUUCUUGAAAUAAUACUUAUACAAAAUGAACCAGUAUUGAUUAAUUGGCAUUUUACACACAUCAGCCAAGAAAAUGAAGACAAACAAAACCCCAGCUGUCAAAGGCAAUCUACCCUAAGUACACUAUGGUAAUGUAUUACAAAUGAAAGUCACAGAAAUGUGGCUGGGGGAGGGAUGGGCAGGGGCAUGACUGUUCUAUACACAGUCAGCAUUGUCAGCCAUGCAUGUCAGGAUGAUAAGGCAUCAGGUUUCCAGGAGAGAAGCUAUUCUAGAAAAGUCAGUAAAGGCUCUUGAUAGUUUUAUGUCUGUUAAACCAGGCCGAGGCUACAUCUUGGAAUCUGCAGCGAUGAACAGGCCCUCCUUCAGUCAUGCUCCCUGCUCUGGAGGAGCUUCAGGCGCAGAGUCCAGCCAUGUGUGUACGUGCAUGAUAUCGGAGCCUCGGGAGUAGGUCUUCAUCAGGCUUAAUGAUUUGCAGAGAUAAAAAUAGGCAUAGGAGUAAUAGUAACUGCAUUCCUGGUGUUGGCAGUAUGUCUGCCCAUCCUCCGGGCCACUGGUGCUCUGCCCAUUGAUUUCACAGAGGUUGUGUUGAGUGAGAAAGACUGUCCAGAGGACUGUUUUUCACUGAGAAUGCUUUCUUAUGCUUUUAAAGAUAAAAGAACAUGUCCACUGCUAUUCUUAGGCAUGAUGAGUAUCUGUUUGAAGGGUUUGUCUCCAGCAGGCGUCUUAUUAAUCUCUCCAAAGCCUGUUGUGAGCACCUUGUGUACCUUAUCAGAGCUCCAGUCCAGGGAGUUUUCACCAUUCAUCCGGUCGCUCCUUUUCCAAAUCUCACACCAACCAGCGAAUAGUUAACCUGACUAACUGAUCAGAUAGACCAUCAUCAUUGGAUUUCAGUCUGAGCCCAUUUUUUCCAUCAUGACCCUUACACAAAAUGACUUCAGGGUCCCCUCAUUUAAUUCCUGCUCACAAAUUCCAACAUCAUUACCUAAUAGAGGUGUCACCGCCAAGUUCACAUGGAAGGUCUUGAUACCAGCUGCCUCUUUCUUGUGCUCCAGGGACCAAGGUCAGAAUUACACGUAAUUCCUCUUCCUAUAAACUCAGUUGUGUGUAUUUGGAAGCAGUCUGGACAUGGUUAAGACAAAAUAUUUCCAGGACAGGCUCCAAAGCUACAGAGAAACCCUGUCUCGAAAAACCAAAAAAAAAAAAAAAAAGACAAAAUAUUUCGUUUCUGAAUGACGGGAGCAGAAGCCUCUGUGCAGUAGGUAAGCUGCCAUGGUUGGUGGAGAAGCCUCUGUGCAAUGGGUAGGCUGCAUGGUUGGUGGAGAAGCCUCUGUGCAGUAGGUAGGCUGCAUGAUUGGUGGAGAAGCCUCUGUGCAGUAGGUAGGCUGCAUGGUUGGUGGAGAAGCCUCUGUGCAGUAGGUAGGCUGCAUGGUUGGUGGAGAAGCCUCUGUGCAGUAGGUAGGCUGCCAUGGUUGGUGGAGAGGGCAGUUUGGCUUAGAGUACUUUGUUUACCUACAAGUAUUCAAGAGAAGGACCAAAACACAUUAGUUUUCUUUUCAGUUCUUUUUAAGACUGUAAAGACCCACGCUCCCCACCUCCUCCAACCUUGAACUUCUGACCCCUCUUCUGACUGCCUAGGAACUGGGUUGUAGAUGAGCAUCACACUGGUUUUACACAGUGCUCAGGAUUGAACCCAUGGUUCUGUGCAUGCUAGUCUGUUCCUCUCCCAACUGAACUGUGUUCUAGGCUCUCUCUUCAGGAUCUUUUCUUUAUAAACAGCUUUUUAAUUACUUUAAGAUUUUUAUUUUCAAUUUAUGUUUAUAUGUGUAUCUACAUAUGUAUGUGAACAUUUGUGGGUGCCCUAGGAGCUGGAGUUACAAGUGGUUGUGAGCCACCUGGUAUCUGUUGGAACCAAACUCAUGUGCUCUGCACAAACAGCAAGUGCCCAUAACUGCUCAGUCAUCUCUCCAGCCCCAUGAGGAACUUUUAUAAAAACUCUGGUUAAACAGAACAUAGGCCAAGCAUGGUGGAUCAAGUUUGUGACCCCACUGCUAGUGUCAGAAAAGCGGUAGGAUUGAGAGUUCCAGGCCAGCCUGGCUCGGAAGAUGAGAAUAACAAAUAUUAAAAUGACACAUUUAGCCAUUUUUUUUCUGUGGUUUUCUUAAUGUUAUUCCUGGUUUGUCUGGUCAACACCACAGCAUUGGUUUGGUUUUGUUUGAAGGCUGGGCUGUUGUGUUGAAGAUUAAGCACGGCCUUAUCCAUGCUCAGCAAGUGCUUGAUCACUAAGACAUUUUCCCUGCCAACAUGACAGCUUUUAUGGCUAUUUAGCCACACCAAAUCUUGCCAUUGGCUGGAUAAAUUGUUCUCAAUCUUUCACGGUGAUAAAAGAACAUUUUAUCGUCCUCAGACUUCCAUUUAGUUCCUUAAGGAAGAAAACUAAAACUGGAUCCUCCAGAAAUAAGGGAUGAAUAGAGCUUAGCAGAUUGGCCCACCAAAGAAUAAGCUAAACGGUACUUUUGAAGCUCAGUAAGAGAGCAUGCUUAGCCUUCAUAAAGCCCUACCCGCAAUCUCCUUUAAAAGAGUGAUGGUUGAGAUUGUUUUUAGAAUCUACUUUGUGUAAGUGUGGCCUGUCCGUCAUACCGAGGACGUUACUCACAGCAGCUGAGCCCUCACACCGAGUGCACCCUGUGCUGCUUUUGCACCCCGCUGGUCGUCUGAGAUAGCAGGUGUGAGCCCGCACACCUGAUGAGAAUUAGUUCACAGUCUUACAUGGUGAGUCGAUUCCAUGUUGGAAACCGUAUCUUUGGGUAAAGUAUUGAUUUGAGCAUUUUAACUUAAUUUCUUAUAUCUGUGGCCAGGUUUUGCUAAGGUGUAAAUGAAAGAGAUUAGGAAUUAGGGAAGAUGCAGUGAAUUAUGCUCUUCACAAUGCUAGGGUAAUCAGAGAGCCAUCGUUUUCUGGCAUCCUCCACUUGGGGUCUGCCUGGGCAGUGGCCGCUUGGCCAUGCUUAGAAGCCACCCAUCUUUCCAGACAGAACUCCAUCCACUUCCCUUGGCUUUUCCCAUGAAUGGAAGAGCCGCACUUAGGAACUCCAGUUACGAAGAUGCCAAUGAUGACGUUUUUGUGUUAACAGUUGUGUAGUUUAUAGGAUUAUCUUGUUACUCUAACCUCCACCUUGACAAUAGCCUUCAGAGUCACCUGAGAAGGGAGUCUCAGCUGAGGGAUUGUGCAGCUUGUACUGGUCUGUUGAUCUUUCAUGAUAGAUGCCUUGACUCUUGUGAUGUAGAAGGGCCUAGCCCACUGAGGGCAACACAAUCCACAGGCACAUGGUCCUAGACUGCAUUAAAAACGCUAAUUAAGCAGAAGCUAGUGACUGGGUCAGCAAGCAGUGUUCCUCUGUAGUAGAAACCUUUGGGUUCCUGAACGUGUAAGCCAAAUAAAUCCUUUCCUCCCUCAGUUGCUUCUAGUCACAAUGUUUCAUGACAGCAGCAGAAAUGAAGCUAGGACAAAAACAGGAAAUUAGAAUGCAAGGAUUUUGUUAAGUUGGUUACAGAGGAGUGUAUUUUCACCAGCAUUUCUAGGUCCUGGGGAUGGAGGUACAGAGCAAGUCUAGGAUAGCGAGAGACAGAGAGGAAACCAGUGGGGAAGGUGGAUACCAUCUUUGACAUAUAACUCCCUGCUGUGGUCUUUUCCUUUUGUCCCGUAGCGUCCUCCUUGUCUAGGAAAUGGAGUUCUCUCAGCAGCUGGACCUGUUUCCUGAAUGCAGAGUGACCCUUCUGUUAUUUAAAGACGUAAAAAAUGCAGGAGACUUGAGAAAAAAGGCCAUGGUAGGAUCUCUCAAUGGCUCACUGAUAAACCCUAAUGUGAUUGUCGAUCCAUUUCAGGUACUUGUGGCAGCAAACAAAGCCGUUCAUCUCCACAAGCUGGGAAAAAUGAAGACAAGAACUCUGUCUACUGAAAUUAUCUUCAACCUCUCCCCUAAUAACAACAUUUCAGAGGCUUUGAAAAAAUUUGGCAUCUCAGAAAGGGACACUUCAGUUCUGAUUGUUUACAUUGAGGAGGGAGAUAAACAGAUACACCAGCAACACCUAAUAUCUCAAGUGGAAGGCCAGCAGGUGCCUUUGGAAAGCCUUCCAGAAAUCACAAAGCUCUCGGAAGUCAGAAAGGCGUAUAAACUGUCACCACAAGAAGAGAGUACUGGGACAUUAUUGGAUGCUAUCAUUUGUAGGAUGUCAACAAAGGAUGUUUUAUAAGAUUCCCAAAUACCAACACAUGAUCUCAGAGUUAACCAUUAGCUGUUCUUUCCUGGUUAUGAAAUUAACAUAUUCAUCACCAAAAAAGGGAAAAAGAAACUAUAUCAGCCUGCUUUUUCACUUCUUAGAGAUAAUUCCUGUCGAGGUAUUUGUCAUUGUCUUCUAGUUUUCUGUUUGUACUUCAACAUAUUUAUUUUUUUAUACAAUUGAAAUAAAAAGUGUAAGCACCUAAUUAUA